Messenger RNA from Drosophila biarmipes, 1389 nucleotides. RefSeq names its product aminoacylase-1A. Gene Ontology annotation, cellular component: cytoplasm. Lineage: Eukaryota; Metazoa; Arthropoda; Insecta; Diptera; Drosophilidae. The record is from RefSeq and is a predicted model, not a curated record. The transcript is spliced from 4 exons. Gene Ontology annotation, biological process: amino acid metabolic process. Gene Ontology annotation, molecular function: aminoacylase activity. The coding region runs from base 57 to 1259 and encodes 400 amino acids.
CAGGUUGCGCACAUUCGAGUUUGGUAACUCGUGGGGAGUACAUCGAAGAUCACAAAAUGAGCACGGAAAAGUGGGAGGACAACGAGGAAAUCAAAAUAUUCCGGGAAUAUUUGCGUAUAGCAACGGUGCAGCCAGAUGUGGACUACACUGAGUGCGUGGAGUUCCUGAAGCGCCAGGCCCACAGCCUGGACCUGCCAGUUGAUGUCAUACAUCCCGUGGAGGCCAAACCCGUGGUGAUCAUCAAGUGGCUGGGAACCGAACCGGAACUGCCCUCCAUUGUGCUGAACUCGCACAUGGAUGUGGUACCCGUUUUCCGUGACAAGUGGACCCACGAUCCCUUCGCAGCCAACAUAGACGAGGAGGGCAGGAUCUUUGCCAGGGGCGCGCAGGACAUGAAAUCGGUGGGCACUGGAUACCUGGGUGCCAUUCGCCUGCUCAAGGCCAGUGGGGUCCAGCCCAAGCGCAACGUCUUUGUGACCUUUGUGCCCGAUGAGGAGAUCGGUGGGGCCCUGGGAAUGCAGGAGUUCGUAAAGACCGAAUACUUCAGCAACAUGAACGUGGGCUUCAGUCUCGACGAGGGCGGCCCCAGCGAAAUUGACCUGUUCUACGUGUUCUACGCCGAACGCAUGCGAUGGGGACUCAAACUGAACUUCAGUGGAACCUCCGGACACGGCUCCAUGCUGCUGCCCAGUACUGCCGGUGUGAAACUGAACUACGUGCUGAACAAGCUGACGGAGUUCCGCGAAUCGCAGGUCCAGCGGUUGGCCAGGGAUCAGACCAUUAACAUCGGCGAUGUGACCACCAUCAAUCUCACCCAGCUGAGCGGAGGAGUCCAGAGCAACGUGGUACCCCCUCAUUUCGAGGCUGUGUUCGACAUGCGCCUGUCCAUCACCCUAGAUGUUGAGGCCUUCGAAAAGCAGAUCCACGAUUGGUGCGAGGAGGCCGGUGGCGGCAUUGAGAUCUCCUUCGACGAGAAGGAGCCCUAUGUGGCACCCACCAAGAUCGACGACUCCAACCCCUUCUGGCUGGCCUUCAAAGCUGCAACCGAUGAACUUGGCCUGAAGAUCUACCCCAUUGUGUGCCCCGGUGCCACCGACAGCAGGAAUAUUCGGGCCAAGGGCAUCCCUGCCUUGGGAUUCUCCCCCAUUAAGAACACCUCCAUGCGCCUCCACGAUCACGACGAGUACUUGGGAGCCGAAACCUAUUUGAAGGGCAUUCAAAUAUACGAGAAAAUUUUGGGCAACCUAGCCAAAGUCUGAAAAACUAUUCGAAAUACCGCCUGCGAACCUUAUCAUAUAAAGAUUGAUGAUUUUGUUAUAAGUUGAUACAAAAAUUCCCGCCUUUCCUAUCUUAUCUGCCCCGAAUUAAACGGAUAUAUUCACAAAGAGA